Messenger RNA from Pistacia vera, 749 nucleotides. Its product is annotated as TMV resistance protein N-like. Gene Ontology annotation, biological process: signal transduction. NCBI's taxonomy places the organism in Eukaryota, Viridiplantae, Streptophyta, Magnoliopsida, Sapindales, Anacardiaceae. The record is from RefSeq and is a predicted model, not a curated record. Bases 39 to 749 code for a protein of 236 amino acids. The transcript has 3 exons.
UCUUCUUUUGCCUCUUUAUUAUUUCAUAUUGUUCAUCCAUGGCUUUGCCAUCUUCUUCUUCGAUUAACUCACAAGCCAAAUAUGAUGUCUUCCUUAGUUUUAGGGGUGAGGAUACUCGAGAUAACUUUACAAGCCAUCUCUAUGCUGCUCUAUGUCGAAAACAAAUCAAGACAUUCAUUGAUUAUGAUGGACUUAAGAGGGGAGAUGAAAUUUCACCCGUACUCUUGAAAGCAAUUGAAGAAUCAAAGAUUUCAAUCAUUAUUUUGUCAAAAGACUAUGCUGAUUCCAAAUGGUGCUUGGAUGAACUUGCAAAGAUUAUUGAAUGCAAGAAUAUGAAUGGCCAAAUGGUUAUACCGAUUUUCUACCAUGUAAAUCCAUCAGAUGUGCGGAAGCAAACCGGAAGUUUUGAGAAUGCUUUUGUCAUACACGAAAAAUGUUUCAAGGAGUUGAAGGAAAAAAUUCAGAGGUGGAAGGAUGCUUUGACUGAAGCAUCUAAUCUAUCCGGAUGGGAUUCAAUGAUGAUUAGGCCUGAUUCCAAACUAGUAGAGGAAACUGUCAAAGAUGUUUUGAAGAAAUUGAAUUAUAGAUCGCCCUCAAGUCAUUGGAAAGAUCUGGUGGGAAUAGAUUCACACAUCGAGAAAGUUGUAUCAUUAUUAUGCAUUGGGUCAUUAGAUUUUCGAGUUGGAUUGAAUGAGAAAAAGUCUUAUAAAGAGGUGAACAAUAUGGAAGAAAAAGCAGUUACAGUAUAA